AAAACGGCUGUUAAGAUGUUAAAAUAGCACAUGCAUCACAGGCUUAGAUGUGCCUGUGGAUGUAUCACAGCUUCUUUUAUUUGGUGCUGCAUCAUAUGAAUUCUUUUACGGAUACUUUUACUCGAGUAAAGGACCUCAGUGCUCGUUUCCACCUCUGCUGGUGAUGUCAGACAGCGGCUGGGUCAUGUGAAGGGCAGCAGCGGAGGAGGAGGUUCAUGGAGAGUUCACUCGCAUACAUUAGGUAACACCAUCGGUCGCUGUGACAUAACUAGUAUGAAGCAGGUUGAAUUGAGACAUUUGUCAAUAAAGAAGAGAUAAGUGGAAGAAGUUCUGCAACAAACUUUGUUAUGCAAAGCAGCCUGAAUGCGCUUUACCGAUGCUCUCUGAUGGAGGACUACAGCCCGCUGGCUGCGCAUCAACAUGCAGUUUGUGACCAUCUGUGGGAAAUAUAGGUUUGUUCCUGCUCCCCUCUGAACAUAACGCAGGCAUGCUUCACUGUUAACACAGUUUGCAUCAAGUGAGUUUUAAACUACUUCGGUGCAGAGAGAAAUCACCCUGUCUGAAGGAUUUUCCUAUGCGGACGACAUUCCCAUACGGACUUCACGGAGACUCAGGACAGAUCAUGUUCGACUAUAUGGAGUUUCAAGUUUUCGGACCUGGGGAAAUCGUGGACUUCUACAGCACUUCCAGUCCUUCUUGCAUGUUGCAGGAGCAAGACCAGGAUUUGGCAGCGUUCUUCCCCGAGCUGAUCGAGUCCGACUGGCAGGAGCACCGGUACUCGCAAUCGGUGGAAAGUCAGAGUUCCAGCUCCAGCUUCAGCUCGGACGACCUGUUUACCCGUCCUGCCUCACCACCUCCACCUCCACGCACUUACAAGCCCUGCUUUGUGUGUCAGGACAAGUCCUCGGGCUACCACUACGGAGUCAGCGCCUGCGAGGGCUGCAAGGGCUUCUUCCGCCGCAGCGUGCAGAAAAACAUGGUGUAUACCUGUCACCGCGACAGGAACUGUAUCAUUAACAAGAUCACCAGGAACCGCUGUCAGUACUGUCGGCUGCAGAGGUGUUUCGCUGUGGGAAUGUCUAAGGAGUCGGUGAGAAACGACAGAAACAAGAGGAAGGGGAAGAAGGAAGCAGUGAAGAUGACCAUCAUGGAGACGUACGAGCUGACAGCAGAGCUCGGCCUGAUCGUGGAGAAAAUAUGCAGAGCUCAUAGAGAGACCUUCCCCUCCCUUUGCCAGCUGGGAAAAUACACCACAAACUCCAGUUCAGACCACCGGAUCCAGUUGGAUCUUGGCCUGUGGGACAAGUUCAGCGAGCUCGCCACCAAGUGCAUCAUCAAGGUGGUCGAGUUUGCCAAGCAAGUGCCGGGUUUCACUGGCCUGACCAUCGCGGACCAGAUCACUCUGCUCAAAGCCGCCUGCCUUGACAUCUUGAUCUUGAGGAUUUGCACUCGCUAUACUCCUGACCAGGACACCAUGACCUUCUCCGAUGGCUUGACACUGACUCGUACUCAGAUCCACAACGCAGGAUUCGGGCCACUGACGGAUCAGGUUUUCACUUUUGCUGGGCAGCUGCUGCCGCUAGAGAUGGAUGACACGGAAAGUGGGCUCCUCAGUGCCAUCUGUCUUGUCUCUGGAGACCGGGAGGACCUAGAGGAGCCAUCCAAGGUAGAAGUCCUGCAGGAGCCUCUGCUGGAGGCGCUGAAGAUCUACUCCCGUAAGCGGCGACCCAGCAUGCCCCUGAUGUUCCCCAAGGCCCUCAUGAAGAUCACCGACCUACGUAGCAUCAGCGCUAAAGGAGCUGAGCGAGUGGUGACACUGAAGAUGGAGAUCCCGGGCUCCAUGCCUCCACUGAUCGAGGAGAUGCUGGAGGAUCUGCAGAACCUGGAGAAACACCAGAAGUCGGUCACCACUCAGCACACUCACGCCGUCUCCUCACAGCACAUGAACUCUGCUGGUUUCCUGCUCUGAAGCUGCUCAAAGAACUUUUCUUUCCUCCGAGGGAAAUCGCUCAAACGUGCAGCUGCAGAUCAGAGAGUAACUUACCUCAGUUAUUGUCCAGAGGUCAGAGCUCGAUCUGCGGAUAUGACUCCAUGUUUAAAGAAGAGAUUUAAAUCACACAUUAACAAGUAUUUCUGUAAACUCAAAUCCUGCUUCAAAGGAAGAUGCAGUAAUGCUUUAAUCUCCAUUUUUAUAACCUCUGAGAAUCACUCUCAGUUUUUUCUUUACUGUUUCUGGUUUUUACUGUAUUUAUAUUUGCAUGAGAUAUCACAUGGAUUAAUUUUACCUCAUUUAAUAACACAUUUAGCAGUAGUUAUAGCAAGUUGUAAAUAUAAGGAAUCAAUCUUUAGGUUUUAUAUAAAAAUUUCUCAAACAAAAUUAAAGGGAAAUGCAAUGUUUUUUUCCUCCAUAAGGGUAAGUGUUCAUAAUUGGAGUUAACAAACUAAUGUGUCUGAACUGACACGCUGUAGAAAAUGAGGGAUUAAUGUCAGAAACUCUUUGUGAAGCAGCUGUGGUAAAAAUUUGCUGGAAAUCUACUGGACUCAUUUACAGCUUGACAGAUUUAUUACAAGAGUAAGCUAAUGAUAAUAUACAACUUUAUUCUAUCUUUCACUUUCUAAAUGGAAAAAAGGUUUUCCAUUAUUAUCAUAAAGCAUAUUAUUAGGGCUGGAUAUUAUUGUUAUUAUUAUUUUGAUCCUGAGAAAACAUGUUGGUUGCUGUAUGAAGAUUGUACAAAAAACAUUUCCUAGAUUUUCAGCCAUGAUUGUGCUGUGGCACCACUCUCCUUAACUUUCUCUGUAGUGCCAAUAUCAGGUGAAAAAUAUUUUUGACCGCUGUUUAAAGGAGGACCUAUUGUGCUAGUCCUUAUUUCCUGUCAUAUCUGUACUCUUACAGUGAUAGAUGCUUAUAUUAAAGAUGGCAAAAAAAUUUUAAUAUUGAGGUCUGAGCCAAAAGUUCAGGCUUCCUACAAACGACUGUUUGUUUGUUUGUUUGUUUGGUUAUGGUGUUUUACACUUUUGGCACAGCUUCGGCCGUGAGCACAGGAACUUUGUCUUGAGAGGGGUAGCUAAUCCGAAGAAAGAGGGAAGGGAGCUAAAAUGUGCUGUUUCAGUGAACUGAGGGGCCAGUAUAAGAUAAAUGUGUGAAUCAUACAAACCUACUCUAGUCCUACUCAAGUCCAGUAAUAAAAGUAUUUAACUGGAAAUGAGCAUAAUCACUUCAUAAUAAAAUACCUGCAAAGCUGACAACAUUUCCAUCAGCAUGUGAAUAAUGAUAGCCUUCUGUGAGUGUGUUAGCAUUCAGAUGUUCACAUUUAUCUUAAGGCGCUUAGCUGCUAGCAUGGCUAAAUGCCAGUUUCUGUAAGUCGUAAUGAACUUCCUUUGCGCACAGAGUGGACCAUGGACAUUACAGUGACAGUAUCACAGCAUCUGAAAUCUGAGUGACCGUAAAUCCACACAAAUGCUAACAAAUUGCAACAAAUGAUGAGAAAAUGUAAUAAACUGUAACAAAUUAGAAACUGGACUGAUGAUUUUACAAUAAAGAUACAUGGACCUUAACCUGCUUUUUGUAAGCUGAGCGAGCAUCCCGCGUACUGUAAGAACUCAUAUGUGCCUAUUUUAAUUGUGCCAAAACUUUUCUAUAUCUUGACAUUUCUAAAAGUGAUUUUACUUAUUUUCAUGUCCACAUCCCAAAUGUUGCAGUGAGACUGUAUGCAUUUUAUCAUUUUACAUGUUGCAUUAAUUUGUUAUAUCACUAAACAGAUCACAUUUCAUAUGCUUUUCUUUGUUCUAUUAAAGUCUUGUGAAUGAAA
Molecule: messenger RNA, 3809 nt
Organism: Oreochromis niloticus (Nile tilapia)
Lineage: Eukaryota; Metazoa; Chordata; Actinopteri; Cichliformes; Cichlidae
Product: retinoic acid receptor beta
Exons: 9
Coding region: 575-1969 (464 amino acids)
Biological process (GO): regulation of transcription by RNA polymerase II; cellular response to corticotropin-releasing hormone stimulus; retinoic acid receptor signaling pathway
Cellular component (GO): transcription regulator complex; nucleus
Molecular function (GO): nuclear glucocorticoid receptor binding; RNA polymerase II cis-regulatory region sequence-specific DNA binding; nuclear receptor activity
Source: RefSeq, a predicted model, not a curated record